Falco peregrinus (peregrine falcon) is the source of this 3097-nucleotide messenger RNA. RefSeq names its product regulator of microtubule dynamics 3 (gene RMDN3). Gene Ontology annotation, molecular function: microtubule binding. NCBI's taxonomy places the organism in Eukaryota, Metazoa, Chordata, Aves, Falconiformes, Falconidae. The transcript is spliced from 12 exons. Gene Ontology annotation, cellular component: spindle microtubule; mitotic spindle pole; cytoplasm. Bases 309 to 1475 code for a protein of 388 amino acids. The record is from RefSeq and is a predicted model, not a curated record.
CGGGCUUUGCCGGUGCUGAGGCGCUGCCGCUCAAGCCGUUGGCCGGAGGGGCCGCCUGCGGCCCGCGGAGCCCGGCGGCGCCGGGUCUGUCCCAGGCCGGGUGCUGUUCGAGCUGUCCGAAGACGCCAAGCUCAGCCGCGGCUCCCCUGCUCCGGCGGGGCCGGCGCUCGGACGCUUCAGCAAAUGCCGGCUGCCGGCCGCGGCCCGGGCUGUGCGGAGCCGGGGGCUUGCCGGGCUUUGACACGAGGCGGCGGGCCGGGGCCGUUGUGCCCAGAUUGCCAGUGCCUGCAGAGGCGGAAGAUGGUGUGAUGUACGCGCCUCUCCUAAGGUAUGACGAGCAGGUGGAUGUGCUGGAGCGCCUUGACUUUGUGGUGAGAAACAUUGCAGAGCUAAGAAAAGAAGUGGAGGAGCUACGAAACAGCCUGCAGCACUUAGCGGCAGAAAUCGUUGGUGAAGUCAGAUCCCAUCUGGAAGAAACCCAGAAAGUAACUCGCCGGAGGCGGUUUCCUAGAGAAAGAAGGGAUUCCACAGGCUCCAGUUCCAUUUAUUUCACAGCCAGCUCAGGAGCAGCCAACACGGAUGAUGGAGAAAGUGAAGGAGGGUACACCACAGCCAACGCUGAGUCUGAUUACGACCGGGAGUCUGAGAGAGAAAGUGAAGAAGGGGAAGAUGAAGUGAGCUGUGAAACAGUGAGAACUGCGCGACGAGAUUCCUUGGAUCUCGUCAACGAGGAUGAAACGCAUUUAAUCUUAGAUUCCUCGCUAGAGGAAGGACUGGGUCAGCUACUGCAGCAGGCUGACCAGUUGCACAGUGGGGAUGAGCAGGAGAAGAAAGAGGGAUUCCAGCUGCUGCUGAAUAAUAAACUGGCGUAUGCAGGCCAGAAAGAAUUUCUUUGGCGCCUGGCCCGAGCACAUAGCGAUAUGUGCGAAAUCACAGAGGACGCAGAUGAGAAGAGAUCGUACGCAUCUGAUGGGAAAGAAGUGAUAGAAGCUGCCUUACAGAAAUGGGAUCAAAGUGCUGAGUGCCAUCAGUGGUAUGCUAUUCUUUGUGGGCAGUUAUCAGAACAUGAGAGUAUUCAGAAGCGCAUUCAAAUCGGAUAUGUUUUUAAGGAGCACAUUGAUAAGGCGAUUGAACUGAAACCAGAGGAUCCAAAGUGUUACUAUCUCUUGGGCAGGUGGUGUUACCAGGUUUCCCACCUGGGGUGGCUUGAAAAAAAGACUGCUUCUGCUUUGUUUGAAGCCCCUCCUACAGCCACUGUACAGGACGCGCUGCAAAACUUCUUACGGGUUGAAGAGCUCAGCCCAGGAUUUUCCAAAGCAGGACGAGUAUACAUUGCCAAGUGUUACAAGGACCUGGGGAACAACUCUGCAGCUGCUCUCUGGAUGAAUCUUGCCUCGGAGCUGCCAGUUAAUACAAAAGAGGAUGCAGAGAGUGAGAGAGAACUUGAAGAGAUGCUGUCAGUCUGGGAGGAAUAAAUGUGUACAGGCUUAUUCCACUUGAUACUGCAUAGACAGUAAAAUUCCAGUUAAAGGGGUUUCAUGAUCCUGACAACUUUAAUUGCAUUUCAUGGAUAAGCCGCAAGAGUUUACAGGAAAAAUCAUGCAGCAGUCUCAUCAGCACAUCCAGGCAAAGAUCUUGACAGGAUUUAAUCAUGUAACAUUUUGUAUUAUUUUCCUUCUUACAGCACUGCAUAUGUUUGAUUUUAAAAUUCCUAAAAAAAGUCCAAUUCCUAAAAACAAGUGUGGGGGUGUAUAGGUAUAAUUUGUGAUAUAAAAAUAUUUGUGAUUUUAUAAAUAUAUAUAACGCAGAUAUGUGAGAGAGAUGCUUUGUGAUGUAAAAAUAUAUACAUAUUUAUAUAUACAUGCAAGUGUUUUAUAUCACAAACCCUACCUGAACUUCAAGCCUGCUCACUGGUGAGCACUCUCAGCUGAUUCCGGAGGAAGACAUCAGCCAAAUUUUUUUCAGAUUGUUUUCUCUUUUCCUUAAUGAUUUGUAUUAAUUGAAUCAGUUGCAAUAACUGAUUACAUGCCUUGCUUGGAUGUUUAGGUGAGGUAAAAUUUUGAGCCACUGUGCUCAGUGGGAUGCACCAGAGGCAGUGGGAUGUUCUCGCUGCCCUCAGCCUGUUGGUUGAGAUGGGCACUGAAACCGUGACUUAAGAAGAGACAAUUACAAGAAAAGAAGACAACAAUGGCUUAAAAUCAGUGACUUGUCAGCCCUUUCUUCCUUGCUGUGAGAAAAUUGAUGGUGGUGUCCAAAACACACUCUUGUUGGUCCUUUCCCGCUAUGCCUAAACUACCUUACUGGUUUUCCACUGGGGGAAACCAGCACUGCUCACUAUGGUGAGUUACUGCCAGGGGACCAACAAGAUUUCCUUCACAAUACCGAUUUUAUUGUUAAGGGGGAUGCAUUGCUUUUGUCAGAGAAGUGAGUAAUAAGAUUUUAAACUUCAGGACUUAAUCCCAGUGAUGUUAUCCCUUCACUCACAUGAAAGUGAAAACUUCUGAUGUACCUCUAAACUACGCUGCUAUGGUUUAGAUUUAAUAACUUUGGUUGAAAAGUAGUUAUUUAUCAAUGAAACACUGGUUACAGGAACAGGGGUGUUCUGUGGCAAAGCUGAUGCUUCCCUGUAACGUUCUUCUUGACUAAUUAGGUGACACCGAGAAGGUGAAGCUGACAACUGACGUUUCCCCUGGCAGCUUCUGGGUUCUAAACAGAAAAAGUAAACUGUGCUGUAUGCCGACAGAAAUGAAGAAAAACUACCUUCAAACACUUCCCCAGUUAUUUAGCAAGGCUCUCUUGAUGUCCCUUCAAAUUUCAGCUGGCAGCUAAUCGGAUGCUUGGGUUUUAAUGUUAUGUCUUGCUACAUUGUAUAGUGUUUGUGAAGUGUAAAGUAAAAAGUGCGAGAGUAAAACAUUUCUUAAUCACCUUUUUAGUCCCUUGUACUACAUGUGUAUUAAACUGAUAGGGUUUUUACUUCGUGAAAAUAACGCUGAAGGGGGAAUGUGUAAUGAACUUGAGCUUAAAAACUUUCACUUUUAUAGAUUUGGCACUUUUUAGCUUCCCCCUUCCAAUUAAACUUUAAAAUUUUGGUGCUGAA